This is a messenger RNA of Pangasianodon hypophthalmus (striped catfish), 1332 nucleotides long. RefSeq lists its product as uncharacterized. Gene Ontology annotation, biological process: response to bacterium. The transcript is spliced from 6 exons. Bases 14 to 1060 code for a protein of 348 amino acids. The record is from RefSeq and is a predicted model, not a curated record. Lineage: Eukaryota; Metazoa; Chordata; Actinopteri; Siluriformes; Pangasiidae.
AGCAAGAGAAGCCAUGCUGUACACAGACCUCAGACUGAAGAUGAUGACGCUGAUAUGGAUUACAGUGGUGCUUUUUAAAAAAACUGCAGAUUCUGCACAGACAAACAACAUCAAUCAGCCGAACUCAAUGAUCUCUGCUGAUGUUGGUGAUAACGUGACUCUGCACUGCUUUCGACUGGGAGAGGAAAAUACUGAAGCCAUCAUUUGGUACAAGCAAAAAGUAGGACAUGAGCCUUGUGUAAUGGUCACAGUUCAUCACCAGCCCAAUUACGAAGAUGAAUUCAAGCCACCAAAAUUCAGCAUCGAGAAAGAAAAAAUGAGCUGCCAUUUAAAAAUUGCUAAUGUGGAACCAUCAGAUGAAGCCAUGUAUUACUGUGGCAUUCUAAACUAUGUAAAAGAGUUUGGAAAAGGAACAUUUUUAGCAGUGAAAGGUAAACCAGAUUUCAGUGUCUCAGUGUUGCAGAGCAGCGUGUUGGACUCGGUUCCUGCAGGAGCCUCAGUGACUCUGCAGUGCUCGGUUCUCUCUGAGAGCAGAGCAGCAGAUUUCCAAGUGCUCUGGUUCAGAGCUGCUCCACCACAAUCCCAUCCUCAAAUCAUUUACACUCAUCACAACAGCAGCCAUCAGUGUGAGAGCAGCUCUUCUACACAUACCUGUGUGUACAACUUCUCCAAGAACAUCCUCAGCCUCAACGAUACUGGUGCUUACUACUGUGCUGUGGCCGUGUGUGGGAAGAUCAUUUUUGGGAACGGGACACGAGUACAGUUGGAGAGACCUGUAGAUCUUGUGAUCUGCCUCGCCGUAGCUUUGGGACUGUGUGUGGUUGUGAUCUUUGCUUUGAUCUUUGUUCUAACCUGUAAAGGAAGAAGCUGUGAACAACACAGGGUGAGAUUAAAACAAGGUUCUGUGACAGACAAGACCCUCAAUCAGGACUGUGACAAUGUGGAGCUGAAUUACGCUGCCUUACAUCUCAAUGAGAGGAGAGUCAAAAGAGGAAGAGUAAAGAAACAACAACCUCAAGAUAUUAUAUAUUCUGAUGUGCGAGGUCCUUCUAUAACUUAGAUUUUAUCUCUAAGCUGAUUCAACGUCAUUAGUUCUUUUAUUAGGUUUCAUUUUCACUGUAAAUAUGCGAUUGUUAAUGUUCAGACUGAAUUUAAACUGAAAGUGAAUGAUCUAGAAGCCACAAAAGCAAUGAAACACUGGAACACUGGUUCUGUCAAGGAGUGACAGGAGAAAGCAGUUUAAGGCAUUGUUAAGGGUGUGGAAAAACUAAAAAAGCAUAAAGUAUUCUGCCUCUCAUGCUGUAUGCUGAAUAUUAGCAUCUAAAUGUUAUA